AUGAGGACGAAGGCUGGACAGAAAGACACCUAUCCGCCUAUUUCAAUCAUAAUAAUAGACACGCAACUAGCUAUGGAAGAGUCUUCCCUGGUGGUACAACUAGAUAACUCUAGUACCAGGAAUAUUCUUCCAGUCAUAGUGAGACUCACUCCGUUUGUAAAAAUCGCAUUUCUUUACCCUCUCGCAUACAGCCAGAGAAGCAAUGAAAAGCACAACAUUCGCAUCACCUGGAAACAGUGUAAUACCAGCGACACAGUGGGGACCAAAGGAUAUGCGAGCAAAGAGCCCCUGGUCCCCUGUAGGCCAAAAACGAGUUUAAAGAUACUACACUUGAUCUAA
Messenger RNA from Morchella importuna, 339 nucleotides. RefSeq lists its product as uncharacterized. Lineage: Eukaryota; Fungi; Ascomycota; Pezizomycetes; Pezizales; Morchellaceae. The record is from RefSeq and is a predicted model, not a curated record. The coding region runs from base 1 to 339 and encodes 112 amino acids. The transcript is spliced from 5 exons.